Alosa sapidissima (American shad) is the source of this 2993-nucleotide messenger RNA. It is a transcript of the gene fscn2a, whose product is annotated as fascin actin-bundling protein 2a, retinal. Lineage: Eukaryota; Metazoa; Chordata; Actinopteri; Clupeiformes; Clupeidae. Gene Ontology annotation, cellular component: actin cytoskeleton; cytoplasm. The transcript has 5 exons. The record is from RefSeq and is a predicted model, not a curated record. Gene Ontology annotation, molecular function: actin filament binding; protein-macromolecule adaptor activity. Gene Ontology annotation, biological process: cell migration; actin filament bundle assembly; establishment or maintenance of cell polarity. Bases 346 to 1821 code for a protein of 491 amino acids.
ACUCUCUCACACACACACACACACGCACACACAACACACACAUUUAGUCAAUUAUUUUCUCACAGAAGAACAGACCAAAGGAAUAUCAUCAGACACCAAACCCAAGACUAUUACUGGAAAUAGCACAAACAGAGGACUGAAGACUGACUGAAUUGUUUUUUUUUUCACUUAGGCAAAGAGCCCCACCAAGGGAAAUUCAUGCAAAUCCACCAGGGAGCUCACCUUGACGGAGAGAGAGGAAGGUGGAUGUCGUAGCUGGCACUGCUCGCUCCCCCCUGACAAGGUGUGCACCUCCAUCUUUCCGGCCUCUCCUGUGAACGUGCUCUAAGGCUCCCCGCUCCGACCAUGCCCACCAAUGGGAUCAGCAAGGCCCUUAAGCUCCAGUUCGGCCUCAUCAACCACCAGAGCCGCUACCUGACGGCCGAGACCUUCGGCUUCAAGGUGAACGCCUCGGGCUCCAGCCUGAAGAAGAAGCAGAUCUGGACGCUGGAGCAGGACGAGCAGGACAGCCAGGUGGUGUUCCUGCGCUCGCACCUGGGCCGCUACCUGGCGUCGGAUAAGGACGGGAAGGUGAGCUGCGGCGCCGAGAGCCCCACAGGCGACUGCCGCUUCCUGAUCGUGGCGCAGAGCGACGGCCGCUGGGCGCUGCAGUCCGAGCCGCACCUGCGCUACUUCGGCGGCUCGGCCGACUACCUGUCGUGCUUCGCGCAGGUCAUCGGCGAGACGGAGCUAUGGGCCAUGCACCUGGCCCUGCACCCGCAGGCCAGCCUGCUGAGCGUGGCCCGCAAACGCUACGCCCACCUGUCGAGGCCCGACAGCGAGAUCUCGGUGGACAGCAACAUCCCCUGGGGAGUGGACUCGCUGGUCACGCUCCUCUACCAGGACGGCAAGUACUGCCUGAAGACCUGCGACAGCCGCUUCCUCUGCUCCGACGGCAAGCUGGUCAAGGAGAGCAACCCGAAAACCAGCUUCACGCUGGAGCUCAAGUCCGGCAAGCUGGCCUUCAAGGACUCGGACGGGAAGUACCUGACGCCCAUGGGCCCCACGGGCACGCUGCGCUCUGGACGCUGCUCCAAACCGGGCAAGGACGAGCUUUUCGACCUAGAGGAGAGCCACCCGCAGGUGGUGUUCCAGGCAGCUAAUAAUCGAUUUGUUUCCACACGUCAAGGAGUGAGCAUAUCUGCCAAUCAGGAUGUGGAAACAGACAUGGAGACCUUUCAGAUGGAGAUUGAUAAGGAGACCAAGAAGUGCAUGUUCAGGACCAACGGGGGAAACUAUUGGACUCUUGUGUCACAUGGAGAAAUCCAGUCCACAGCUACAGAGAUAGAGGCGAACACCAUGUUUGACAUCCAGUGGCUUGACCGCAGGGUGGCCCUGAAGGCAAGUAAUGGGAAGUUUGUCUGCACUAAGAAGAACGGCCAGCUGGCUGCGGUCAGUGAUUCAGUGGGAGAGGACGAGCAGUUCCUGAUGAAACUCAUUAAUAGGCCCAUCCUAAUCCUCCAUGGGGAGAAUGGCUUUGUGUGCCACCACAAAAGCUCCAACACUCUGGAUGCCAACCGCUCCGUCUAUGACAUAUUCGCUUUGCUCUUUAGUGAUGGUGCAUAUCAUAUCAAAUCAGGUAGUGGGAAGUUCUGGUAUGUGUCCAGCAGUGGGUUGGUCUGCUCCGACGGGGACAAGCCCGAGGACUUCUUCCUGGAGUUCCUGGAGCACGGACGCAUCGGCAUCAAGAGCAAGAGUGGCAAGUACCUGCGGGGGGACCAGGGGGGCACACUGAAGGGAGAUGCCAACAAAGUCGACGUGUCCUCGCUAUGGGAAUACUGAAGCCCGCAUGUGUUUUAACUCUCUCAUUCUGAAACUCCCACACCUAGCCAUAGCAAUAGCCGCUGCCCCCACAACAUAAUGCGACUCCUGGUCAUAGCCUCCAGUCCCCUCUUUUGUGCCCUGUUCCACUCUCUAAGCCGGUCCCUCUUUCUCAAUUCCAGGGGACACCCUCUUUUGGCAAAAAGUGAAUGAGGUUGAAAUAUGAGAGCGGUUUGUUUUCUUUUCCAUAUUUUUUUUCUAAACCAGAUCUGUGAGUACCCUCAAUCACCUUUGCCAACCUGUAUGGUGUAAUGACAACAGUUUGUAAAUCUGUUAACCGUCUGGUACUGAAAUUGUGAGAAUACAUGUGUUUAUAUUGUAUGUUAAGGCCAUGUUGAGUUCAGAGUGUUUUUUACUUGAUUUGCCCUUGCAGGGUUCAUCUUUAAGAACUCUUAUUUCUGAAUGAAGGGUAUUUUUGAAAGAUUUAAACAAUUUACAACAGAAUAUUUGUAAUUGUAUACUGUAUACUUUAGUUCUUUCACAAUUUAAAAGCAUUUGGUGGUGUUUUAACGCUAUACUAAGUUUAAGAUAAAUUAAUAAAAGGCAAGGACUAAAACUGACGGGACAUAUGAGAUCAGGUCUGCUAUUCAGCAAAUGGUUAGUUUAUGAAUGGAAAAAAAGUUAAUUAUUAGCCUAUCCAUGGAUUCAGUUAGAGAAUAGAGGUCCUCAAUCAGAGGUGUCUAGAUGAACUGGCAAUAGCCACUUAAAGUUGAACUUGAACAAGCCUGUAGAUUAAUUUCCUCUCCAUCUCAUCAAUGCAACCAUGUGUAUCAGAAUUGCCAAUUCUGACAGAUGUACAUACUGUAGAUAUGGCAGAGAAAAUGGCAAAAAGUCAUUUCAGUGUCUUUGUGGAUGGGAGAUGUAUUUAUUCACCAACAACUGUCUAAGAUAGUAUAAGAUUUUGAUGAUGCGCCAAAGGUUACAUUGUGAAAAUUGAGACUGUGAGACAGUUAUAUAGAAGUUUUGUGUGUGUUGAUGGCUAUUCUAGCCAUUCAUUCCUAUUAGAAAUAUGACCAUCUGAAUUGUUCUUGACUAUUUUGAUGAUUUCUGAUCAAACUCAAUUGAGAGAACUUGGGUGUUCUUUGUCCUUUGACUUGAUGUGUCUGCACAAAUACUUCAUUACUUAUUUUCUA